Molecule: messenger RNA, 668 nt
Organism: Paramacrobiotus metropolitanus
Lineage: Eukaryota; Metazoa; Tardigrada; Eutardigrada; Parachela; Macrobiotidae
Exons: 3
Coding region: 39-668 (209 amino acids)
Source: RefSeq, a predicted model, not a curated record
GCCAACACAGGGACAGCUGGCCAGAUCCACUGCGUGAGAUGGAAAUCCUGAAAAACGAAACCAUUCCAGCUUUCAGCGCGCAGCUGACCCAGCUCAUGCAGCAAGUAAAUCAGGCUGACGCGCAGAUCAAGUCCAUUCAGGAGGACAGCAGAAUUGCACGGCUCGAAAAACAAGAAUUAACACAGCGCCUAGACAGAUGUAGUUCCGACUCCAGCACGUCCUCCGACGCCGUGCGUAGACUUCAAGCCGAUCUGGCAAAAGUUGAGCAGUCUCUUGACAGUCCUGAACGGAAUUUUUGUCCUCAUGAAAGAAAGCCUCAAACCAAAGUUGGCAUUCUGGGCGUUAAAGGCCAGCACGACGUUCUCUACGCGCAAGACAAACUCUGUUCUGUUGAUGGAAAAACCUGCCUGCUUGUCCAUCCUACCGGGAAUUUGAUAGUGUACGACACAGCCACGUACCGGGUGAAGUGGGAGUCAGGGACAUAUCGCGGACUGUGUGACGUGCAGCUGAUUAUGCAAAGCGAUGGAAAUUUGGUUCUGUAUGAGAAACACUCCGACUUUGCUUACUGGCACUCGAACACUUCUGGGGAACGGAUACUGACAUUUACGGAUAAUGGAAAACUUUGUGUGAGAACUCCAAACAGCCACUCUUGCGCCUGGUCGACAUAA